Messenger RNA from Loxodonta africana (African savanna elephant), 936 nucleotides. RefSeq names its product olfactory receptor 10G9. The record is from RefSeq and is a predicted model, not a curated record. Gene Ontology annotation, cellular component: membrane. Gene Ontology annotation, biological process: G protein-coupled receptor signaling pathway. Lineage: Eukaryota; Metazoa; Chordata; Mammalia; Proboscidea; Elephantidae. The coding region runs from base 1 to 936 and encodes 311 amino acids. The transcript has a single exon. Gene Ontology annotation, molecular function: olfactory receptor activity; G protein-coupled receptor activity.
AUGUCAAAUUUGAGCCUGGUGACAACGUUCAUCCUCAUGGGCAUUCCUCAUGCACCAGCCCUGGACACCACCCUCUUUGGAAUUUUCUUUGUGAUUUAUGUACUCACCGUGGUGGGAAACCUCCUUAUCCUGCUGGUGGUCAGGGUGGAUUCCCACCUCCACACACCCAUGUACUACUUUCUGACUAACCUGUCCUUCAUUGACAUGUGGUUGUCCACUGUCACUGUGCCCAAAAUGCUGAUGACCUUCGUCUCCCCAAGGGGCAGGGCUAUCUCCUUUCACAGCUGCGUGGCCCAGCUCUAUUCCUUCCACUUCCUGGGCAGCACUGAGUGUUUCCUCUACACAGUCAUGUCCUAUGAUCGCUACCUGGCCGUCAGUUACCCGCUCAGAUACACCAGCAUGAUGAGCAGGAAAACCUGUACCCUCCUGGCCACCAGCACUUGGCUCAGUGGCUCUCUGCACUCUGCUGUCCAGACCAUACUGACAUUUCGUUUGCCCUACUGUGGGCCCAACCAGAUCCAGCACUACUUCUGUGAUGCCCCGCCCAUCCUCAAACUGGCCUGUGCAGACACCUCCGCCAAUGAGAUGGUGAUCUUCGUCAACAUCGGGGUAGUGGCCUUGGGCUGCUUCCUCCUGAUAGUGCUGUCCUAUGUGUCCAUUGUCUUUUCCAUCCUGAAGAUCUGUACCUCUGAGGGGAGACACAGAGCCUUCCAGAUCUGUACUUCCCACUGCAUUGUGGUCCUCUGUUUCUUUGUUCCCUGUGUUUUCAUUUAUCUGAGGCCAGGCUCCAAGGAUGCUGUGGAUGGGGUUGUGGCAGUUUUCUACACUGUGCUGACACCCCUUCUGAACCCUGUAGUGUAUACCCUGAGGAACAAGGAAGUGAAGAAAGCUCUGCUCAUGCUGAAAAGUGGGUCAGUAUUCACCCAAAGCAAAUAA